AUGGCUGCUGGGAAGAUGUGCACCAGGAAGAGCAAGGAGGAAACUGCCGAGUGGAUAGGAUUGUUCCUGAAUGACUUGAAAACGGAGCAGGAGUCACUCGUUUUUGUCAAGAGGAUGAUGGCGUUGGCGGUGUCCUCCAUCACCUACCUCAGAGGGAUCUUUCCAGAAGAUGCCUACAGGUCCAGAUAUCUGGAAGAUUUGUGCAUCAAAGUUUUGCGUGAAGACAGCAACACUCCUGGUGCCAGCAAGGUUGUGAAAUGGAUGAUGGGCUGCUUUGAUGCUUUAGAGAAGCAGUAUCUCCAGGUUGUUUUCAUUGGGGUGUACACCAAUCCAGAUGAACCUAAUUGCAUUAUCGAGUCGUACCAGUUCAAAUAUAAAUACACUGAGAAGGGGCCUGAGAUGAACAUACUCAGGAACAACGAUGUGGAGAUGCAGGUGACACUGGAGGACACCAAAAAAGCCUCAGUACUGCUCAUCAGGAAGCUCUUCCUGCUCAUGCAAAACCUGGAAGCCCUCCCCAACAACGUGUACAUCACCAUGAAACUCUACUAUUAUGAUGACAUCACCCCGGCCGACUACCAGCCCCCAGGCUUCAAAGAGGGCGAAUCUGAUAGCCUGUGGUUCGAAGGCAUGGCCGUGCACUUCAGGGUGGGCGAGGUGCCGACGGCGUUCCACACCUUGCUAGUGCGCGUGUCAGCCGAUCAAAGCCGGCUGGAGAAGCUUCAAGAAGGGAAUCACCUGAGGGACAGCAAGCAGGAUUCUCUGAGUCAUCCUGCAGAGAGCGAGACCAUCGAGGACCCUCUUAAGAAAACAUACGAAGAGGAUCUGCCUUCUGAAGAUGAGUCUGCUGCACAGUUCAAGAAACCUAAAAAACCCAUGGCAAAGAGAAAUGCAGCUACCAAAAAUCUGUCGCGGAAGAAGAGGAUUCAGCCACAACAUCAAAAAAUACAAUAAGCUGUCAGCAAUGAACACACAAACAUAAAAUAAUUCUUCAUUUUAUUGCAAUGUUAACACUGUUUAAUGUUAUGUUACAAUUGGUUACAUGUGAAAAUGCGUUGGACAGUUUCUUUACAUAAUUAAAGUUCUAAUUUACACAACUUUGUACAAAAGGCAUAUUUGAAGUGUACAGUCUAGCCUAUUAAUCAAUAUCUGUUCAAGUAGCUUAAUUUAUUAUUGUAUUUUGCAUGUAUACAAAUAUAUUUAUAUGAUUGUUGAGGAAAUAAAGCUUGACUUGUAAACAUAUUUGUUCUCCGGUAGAAAUAUUAUUCUGCAUACAGUACGGAUUAAAGAGUUUUUUUAGCAAGAAUACAUACGGUCCAAAUCAUAUAAAUCAAUACAUGUAUGCACAACAAGCGGAAAAUUCAUCGUUCAGCCAAUACUGAGGACCUAUUAGUUUAAUCCAUUUGGAGCAGAUGUUAAUUGAAAUGUGCUUUAGAUGUAAAUGUCAAAUUUCCGCUAUAGGGAAUGGGAACCGCGGUGCAUUCUGGGGCUAAGAGAAGCUUUAGGCAGAAACAGACAGUUGGUGUGUACCUGUCUGUAUUUUAAAAAUAUCAAAAAUGUAGAGGCCCGUGUCAAGUUCACAAACGGGGGGAUACUGGACCUUCAAACCUACAGGUUCAAUGACAACUAUAGAGUCACACAGACAGGGGUUAGAUAGCUAAUGUUAUGCUAACGAAAUGUCGAAUUAUUAUGCAUAAUUUAUCUGCCAGUACACGUAUGUGCGUAUACUGCGAUAUUUCAUGUUGUAAAUCAUAUUCCCGGUUUGUGUUGCUGUAGUUCAGCAAUUAUCAUCACUUGCAGUAUACAGUCAGCUACUUUAAAGUUUAAUUUUAAAGGGACUUGCUGUUCCUGAUGUCACUUUCCCAUUCCCUAUUCCCUAUUUGUAGUUAAUUUUCCCUCAGUUUAACAUUAAAAUGACAUU
This is a messenger RNA of Notothenia coriiceps (black rockcod), 1921 nucleotides long. RefSeq names its product zebrafish testis-expressed 38 (gene zte38). The record is from RefSeq and is a predicted model, not a curated record. Lineage: Eukaryota; Metazoa; Chordata; Actinopteri; Perciformes; Nototheniidae. The transcript is spliced from 12 exons. Bases 1 to 954 code for a protein of 317 amino acids.